AUGACCACCACUCAAGGCCCCUUAACUCAAUGGCUCCUCGAAGCCACCCCGCAAUCCCUCAAACGCGCUACAACCCACCCGUUCCUCGCGGCCGCCGGCUGCGGCACCGUCUCCAAGGAGAAACUCUCCCAAUGGCUCUCCCAAGACCGUCUCUACGCCCAAUCCUACAUCCGCUUCAUCGGCUUACUCCUCGCCAAGAUCCGCAUCCCCGAAAAUGAAAGCAUGGCCACGAUGACGACGAUCACGGCGCAUAGUCCCGGCACCUCUGUCGAGCAGAGGAUCAUUGACGUGCUCAUCGAUGCACUGGUCAAUAUCCGGACCGAAUUGCACUUUUUCAAAGAGACGGCCGCAGAGUACGGUCUGGAUCUGACGGCGCUGCCUCCUCGUGAGGGGUACAAGGAUCCCGAAUCUGAUGCUGAUCGGCCUGGGAGUACGAACGCGAGCGCAAGCACGGCACAGUCCGUCCCCAUCGCCACUUCAGCGGGCAUCCUGACGACCGGACCGAGAUCCGCCUGUCCGGGAUUCACCGGCCGAAUCUGUCAGGGCACAAACGUCUCCGUGGGAGACGCCGAGUCCGGCGAGAUCGAAGACGACGGUGGCCCCGUCAAUCUCCAAUCUCGGGAUGCGCAAAGCCAAUUACACAGAUUGUGUAAAGUCCAAGGGGAAUGCAAGGCUCCUUCCGGCGCGGGACCGUGUCAUUUAGCGUCAUCGACGUCGACGUCGACAUCGCAAUCUCCCUCGUGGCUGAGUGUAGGCGCUGGUCCGGCAGUGACAACCCCGGAUUGCGAACCGUGUCAGCCCUCGCGCUCGACCACGACGGAAGUCUCCUCGGAGCAAGGCCCGGUCUUCUUCUGCGCGAACCCCAUCACGCGCGCGUACAUCGACAUGUUCAUGUCGGUGGCGAGUCCCGGGGUCAGCGCGAUCGAGGGAAUCACCGUGCUCUGGGCCACGGAGAUUUGUUACCUGCGAGCGUGGCGGUAUGCCGCCUCGUACGGGAGGAAGAAGGCGCUUGAAACGGAGACGGUGACGAGCGUGCAAGCCGCGAGGAUCGAUGGAAGCGUGGAUGCAGAUGGAGGCGCACUGCGAGACAGGUUCAUUCCCAACUGGUCGAGUGAGGAGUUUGAAGAGUUUGUCAAUCGGAUCGGGCGGGUGUUGGAUCAGAUGGUGGAUUCGUUCAAGGGCGCCGAAGAGGCGGAGAUGAUUCGGGCAAAAUGCUUGGAGUGGUGGAGGCAGGUGGUGUGGUUGGAGGAGAGAUUUUGGCCGUCGAUGGAGUAG
Molecule: messenger RNA, 1275 nt
Organism: Penicillium diatomitis
Lineage: Eukaryota; Fungi; Ascomycota; Eurotiomycetes; Eurotiales; Aspergillaceae
Product: putative transcription regulator PAB1642
Exons: 1
Coding region: 1-1275 (424 amino acids)
Source: RefSeq, a predicted model, not a curated record